Dermochelys coriacea (leatherback sea turtle) is the source of this 19491-nucleotide messenger RNA. It is a transcript of the gene TNRC6B, whose product is annotated as trinucleotide repeat containing adaptor 6B. Gene Ontology annotation, molecular function: nucleic acid binding. Gene Ontology annotation, biological process: miRNA-mediated post-transcriptional gene silencing; positive regulation of nuclear-transcribed mRNA poly(A) tail shortening. NCBI's taxonomy places the organism in Eukaryota, Metazoa, Chordata, Testudines, Dermochelyidae. Bases 307 to 5883 code for a protein of 1858 amino acids. The transcript is spliced from 26 exons. The record is from RefSeq and is a predicted model, not a curated record. Gene Ontology annotation, cellular component: nucleoplasm; P-body.
CGUGUCUUGGUGUGUUUGGGUUCGUGCUCCUGGGGGAGGGAGACAGCAGCGAGGAAAGUUUUUAUUUUUAUUUUGUUUUCAGUUUCUGGGGGUCGCGCUUCCCCGGCGGGUGAAGCGAGCGGGCGGGAGGAGCUGCCCCCAGCGCUGAGAAGAAGGGGGCUACGCGCACCACGGCGGCGGCUCCUCGGCGGGUUUUGUUUUUGCACUGAAUGUAGCCAGGACGGAUCCUUGUGGGCUUUAGCAGCCCGAGGAAACUGUCAAAGGCACUAUUUUGCAUUUCUGCAGUUUUGCACAGAUUCUGUUCCCAUGCAAACCGAUGAGGGAGAAAUAUUGGAGGAAGGCAGUCCCAAGAUGGAACAUGAGGAUUUUGUAAUGGAAGGGCAUGGCAAGACUCCACCUCCUGGUGAAGAAAACAAACAAGAGAAGGAGCAAGAAAGGGAAGAACAGUUAAUGGAAGACAAGAAAAGGAAGAAAGAGGAUAAGAAAAAGAAGGAAUCUACUCAGAAGGUCACAGAUCAAAAAACCAAAGUGCCCGAAGUGACAAAACCAAGUUCAAGCCAGCCAGUGGCCGCCAGCCCAAUUGGCAGCUCUCCAUCGCCACCAGUCAAUGGUGGCAACAAUGCCAAAAGGGUGGCAGUGCCGAACGGACAACCGCCAAGCGCCGCCCGCUACAUGCCUCGGGAGGUGCCGCCGCGAUUCCGUUGCCAGCAGGACCACAAAGUGUUACUGAAACGUGGGCAGCCCCCUCCGCCAUCCUGUAUGCUACUUGGGGGUGGGGCAGGGCCUCCUCCCUCUUCAGCAUCUGGAGCAAACCCAAACAACGCACAACCAGUGACAGGAGCACUGCUGCAGAGCGACAGUGGGACUGCAACAGAUUCAACAAUUGGAGGUGCUGCUGCUUCAAAUUAUGCAAAUUCCACUUGGGGUUCUGGAGCCGCCUCCAACAACGGCACCAACGCCAACCCAACUCACGUCUGGGACAAGGUGAUUGUAGACGGGUCUGACAUGGAAGAGUGGCCUUGUAUUGCCAGCAAAGACGCUGAGUCUUCUUCCGAAAACACCACCGAUAACAACAGUGCCUCGAACCCUGGCUCAGAGAAGAGCACUCUGCCAGGAAGCACCACUAGUAACAAAGGAAAAGGAAGCCAGUGUCAGUCUGGAAGUGCUGGGAAUGAAUGUAAUCUUGGGGCCUGGAAGUCUGACCCCAAAGCUAAAUCUGUUCAAUCUUCCAACCCUGCUGCAGAGAGUAACAAUGGACUAGGAAAUUGGAGGAACUUGAGUGGGCAGGACAGAAUAGGCCCUGGUUCUGGCUUCAGCAACUUUAACCCAAAAAGCAACCCAUCUGCCUGGCCAGCACUGGUUCAAGAGGGCAAUUCUAGGAAAGGGAUUUUGGAGUCUGAUAAUGGUAACGCCAAUGCACAGAUUAGCACAGUAGGUCAGACCUCUAGGGAACAGCAGUCAAAGAUGGAAAACGCGGGUGUUAACUUUGUUGUCUCUGGCAGAGAACAGGCUCAAAUACAUAACACUGAUGGACCAAAAAAUGGAAACACUAACUCCUUGAACUUAAGUUCGCCAAACCCUAUGGAGAAUAAGGGAAUGCCCUUUGAAAUGGGCUUGGGGAACCCCUCCAGAAGCACUGACGCCCCUUCACAAAGCACUGGAGACAGAAAGACUGGGAGUGUUGGAUCUUGGGGUACAUCUAGGGGGCCUUCUGGAACUGACACAGCCGCUGGACAAAGCAAUUCUGGAAACCAUGGGAACAAUGGAAAGGAUAGAGAGGACUCCUGGAAAGGAGUUUCUGUUCAAAAACCUAAUGGGUCAAGAAAUGAUUCUUGGGAUAACAACAACAGGUCUAUGGGUGGUGGGUCUUGGAACUUUGGCUCUCAGCACUCAAAUGAAAACAAGUGGGGUGAAGGGAACAAAUUGACAUCUGGGGUCUCUCAGGGAGAAUGGAAACAGCCGUCUGGGUCUGAUGAACUGAAGAUUGGAGAAUGGAGUGGUCCAAACCAACCAAAUUCUAGCACUGGAGCAUGGGACAAUCAAAAGGGCCACCCCCUUCCUGAAAACCAAGGCAAUUCCCAGGCUCCCUGUUGGGGAAGAUCUUCCAGCUCUACAGGAAGUGAGGUUGGAGGUCAAAGCACUGGAAGCAACCACAAAGCAGGAAGUAGUGACAGUCACAAUUCUGGACGCCGAUCAUACAGGCCUACGCAUCCUGAUUGCCAGGCAGUCUUGCAGACUUUGCUGAGCAGGACUGAUUUGGACCCCCGUGUGCUUUCAAACACUGGUUGGGGCCAAACUCAAAUUAAGCAAGAUACAGUUUGGGAUAUUGAAGAGAUGCCAAGGCCUGAGGGGAAAUCUGAUAAAGGAACUGAGGGGUGGGAGAGCUCUGCCACACAGACAAAGAACUCAGGGGGCUGGGGAGAUGCACCCAGCCAAAGCAAUCAAAACAAGUCUGGAUGGGGUGAGCUCUCAACCCCCACAGAGUGGAAGGACCCCAAAAACACAGGAGGGUGGAAUGACUAUAAGAACAACAAUUCUUCUAGCUGGGGAGGAGUAAGACCAGAAGAAAAGACCUCUUCCUCUUGGAAUGACAAUUCCAACAAGGAUCAAGGGUGGGGUGGACGGCAACCUAGUCAAGGAUGGUCUUCAGGAAAGAACGGUUGGGGAGAGGAAGUUGACCAAACAAAAAACAGUAAUUGGGAAGGUGCAGGAAACAAACCAGUGUCGGGUUGGGGUGAAGGUGGGCAAAAUGAGAUUGGGACUUGGGGUAAUGGUGCAAAUGCUAAUGCUGCUUCAAAGGGCGGAUGGGAUGAUUGUAAAAGAACGCCAGCAUGGAAUGAGACUGGUCGACAGUCCAAUUCCUGGAAUAAGCAGCACCAGCAGCAGCAGGAGGCUUCUGGCUCCUGGGGUCCUCCACCACCACCACCUCCAAGUAAUGGGCGACCUCCAAAUCCAAACUGGAACAGUGGGCCACAGCCAGCUGCCCCCAAGGAUGAGGAACCCAGUGGCUGGGAAGAACCGUCUCCACAGUCGAUCAGUCGGAAAAUGGAUAUUGAUGAUGGCACUUCAGCAUGGGGAGACCCUAGCAGUUAUAACUACAAGAAUGUGAACCUGUGGGACAAGAACUCACAAGGGGGACAGGUUCCACGAGAACAGAGCCUGCCUACUCCAAUGACUAGCAAAUCAACAGCAUCAGUCUGGAGCAAAAGCACACCACCUGCUCCAGAUAAUGGUACGUCUGCCUGGGGUGAGCCAAAUGAAACCAGUCCCGGGUGGGGUGAAAUAGAUGAUACAGGAGCAUCGACAACAGGCUGGGGGAAUGCACCUUCCAACGCCCCGAAUACCAUGAAACCUAGUUCCAAAUCUAUGCAAGAUGGCUGGGCGGAGAAUGAUGGGCCAGUAACAGGAACACGUCAUUCAAGCUGGGAAGAGGAGGAGGAAGGAGGAGUCUGGAACACAGCAGGCUCUCAAGGAAGCAGUUCCUCCCACAACUCAACAAGCUGGGGACAAGGAGGAAAGAAACCACAAAUUAAGUGCUCAUUAAAAGGAGGAAAUAGUGAUUCGUGGAUGAAUCCUUUAUCCAAACAGUUUUCAAACAUGGGAUUGCUAAGUCAAACUGAGGACACUCAAGGCAGUAAGAUGGACUUGUCUGUAGGUGGUCUCCCAGAUAAGAAAUUUGAUGUGGACAAACGAGCCAUGAACCUUGGGGAUUUUAAUGAUAUAAUGAGAAAGGAUCGAUCUGGGUUCCGUCCACCUAAUUCCAAAGACAUGGGAACCACAGAUAGUGGGCCUUAUUUCGAGAAGCUGACUUUGCCUUUCUCCAAUCAAGAUGGGUGCCUUGGGGAUGAGGCUCCUUGCUCUCCCUUCUCCCCUUCUCCCAGCUACAAGCUGUCUCCCUCUGGUUCCACACUACCCAACGUCAGCCUUGGGGCAAUCGGCUCAGGGCUCAACCCCCAAAGCUUCGCUGCUAGACAAGCUGGCAAUCAUGGUUUAUUUGGAAACAGCACAGCACAAUCGAGGGGCAUGCACACACCAGUGCAGCCGCUAAAUGCUUCCCCCAAUAUCCGGGCACAAGUGCCUCCCCAGUUUCUUUCCCCACAGGUUUCUGCCUCCAUGCUCAAGCAGUUUCCCAACGGUGGCUUGAACCCAGGUCUUUUCAAUAUAUCUCCUCAACAGAUUGCUAUGCUGAGUCAGCUUCCAAAUAUUCCUCAGUUUCAACUAGCAUGUCAGCUUCUUCUUCAACAGCAGCAGCAGCAGCAGCAGCAGCAACAGUUGUUGCAGAACCAGAGAAAGAUUUCUCAAGCUGUGCGACAGCAGCAAGAGCAACAGCUUGCUCGUAUGGUGAGUGCCCUCCAGCAGCAGCAAAGGCAGCCGGGCAUGAAGCAUUCUCCAUCCCAUCCAGUUGGGCCUAAGUCACAUUUAGACAGCAUGGUACCCAAUGCUCUGAAUGUGGGUCUCUCAGAUAUACAGGCCAAAGGGCAAAUACCCGGAUAUGGUUCUGGCUUUGGUUCAAGUGGCAUGGAUUAUGGCAUAGUGGGAGGGAAAGAAGCUGGAUCAGAAUCUCGCUUUAAACAGUGGACUUCUAUGAUGGAAGGGCUCCCCUCCGUAGCUUCACAAGAUGCCAAUAUGCACAAAAAUGGUGCAAUAGUGCCCCCUGGAAAAGCUCGUGGAGGAUCGCCCUACAACCAAUUUGACAUAAUCCCAGGCGACCCACUGGGUGGCCAUGCAGGCCCUGCUGGCGAUAGUUGGUUACCUGCCAAAUCUCCACCAACAAACAAGAUCGGAAGCAAAUCCAGCAAUGCGAGCUGGCCUCCAGAGUUCCAGCCAGGAGUGCCAUGGAAAGGUAUUCAAAACAUUGACCCUGAAUCUGACCCCUAUGUGACCCCUGGAAGUGUGCUGGGGGGUACAGCCACAUCUCCCAUUGUAGAUACUGACCACCAACUUCUGCGGGACAACACCACAGGGUCUAAUUCUUCCCUCAACACCUCGCUGCCUUCACCUGGUGCCUGGCCCUACAGUGCCUCUGACAAUUCCUUCACCAAUGUUCACAGCACUUCAGCAAAAUUCAAUGAUUACAAAUCAACAUGGUCCCCAGAUCCCAUAGGACACAAUCCCACUCAUCUCUCCAACAAGAUGUGGAAAAACCAUAUUUCCUCAAGGAACACUACAGGGCUGCCCCGCCCACCACCUGGCCUGACCAACCCCAAACCAUCAUCUCCCUGGAGCAGCACAGCACCCCGAUCGGUCAGGGGGUGGGGGGCACAGGACUCAAGGCUUGCCUCUGCCUCUACCUGGAGUGAUGGGGGCUCAGUUCGUCCUAGCUACUGGCUGGUUCUUCACAAUCUCACUCCACAGAUCGAUGGGUCAACCUUGAGGACGAUCUGCAUGCAGCAUGGCCCACUGCUGACAUUCCAUCUGAACCUGACCCAGGGCACUGCCCUAAUCCGAUACAACACCAAACAGGAGGCGGCCAAGGCCCAGACUGCACUGCACAUGUGUGUGUUGGGAAACACUACCAUCCUGGCUGAGUUUGCCACAGAUGAGGACGUUAGUCGCUUUCUGGCACAAGCUCAGCCCCCGACACCUGCAGCAACCCCAAGUGCACCCACAGCAGGCUGGCAAUCCCUGGAGACAGGACAGAACCAGACAGAUGCAGUUGGACCUCCUUUGAAUCUUUUUGGUGGGUCAGCAGGGCUUGGGCAGUGGAGCAGCAGUGGUGGCAGCAGCAGUGGGGGCGAUCUCUCUGGCGCUUCAUUGUGGGGGCCUCCAAACUAUUCUUCAAGCUUAUGGGGUGUCCCAAGUGUAGAGGAUCCCCACAGAAUGGGCAGCCCUGCUCCCUUACUACCUGGAGACCUUCUGGGAGGAGGGUCGGAUUCAAUCUGAACUUAGAACUUUCAACUCUGACCUCGUGACCUUUUUUGGAACAGCAGCAGCACUAACUUGACCUUUUCGUUUUUUUUCAACUUGCAAUAAAUACAUUUUUAAAAGGAAAAAAGAAAACGGAGAGAGAAAAAAAGGUGGGUCAUUGACAGACUGUCUGAGCACAUAGUUGCCUCCCUUAUAUAACUUCAGUUUUUUCGUUUGGAAUAUGAAUCCAAAAAGAGAACAUAUCACUCUUGAAAUACUUGAAUCAUGAACGCCAACUUAGAAAGACAAUGUGAAGCAAGUACACAUACCAUUUAAAUUUAAACACAAAAAAUUAAAAAAAUUAGUUUCUAGUUUUUCACUUUUUCAUGUUAUACGGAAGUUGUUGCUAAGAAACAUAUAUACUGAAAAAAUAGCUUUUUAACUUUGUUUGCACUGGGUGUGUUUCCGUCCUUAGGUCUACCAUGUUGGGUGGGGUUGGGGGGGGGUUCAAAAGAAUUGCAGGGUGGGGGGAGGGGAAGACUUGACGGAGCCUCACUUUAAAAACAAAACAAAAAAAUGAAAAAAAAAAAAAACACCCACAAAAAAACCCCAACACUUUGUGAUUGGCUGGUUGAUAAAUACCAGUGUGUUCUGGCACAUGUAACUGCCCAUGUGUGCUUGUUUCUGGUGAGUGUUCAUUUUCUCCCUCUCUCUCUUGCUGUCUCAGAAUGCUGCAUUGCUGAUGGGUCUAUGGGCUGGCUGGCCAUCUGUGUGUCUUGAUUCUGAAAACAAGUAUGGGGGAGUCCCAGUGGCUGAAACAAAAUUUUCUUGGGCUGGAUUAAAAUUUGUCAAGUCUUUGUUUUUUUUUAAUUAAUUUUAGUAGGGUGCUAAUUCAAGUUUGCAGAUCAUAUUGAAUAUGGGUUGUUGCUUCCUAGCCCCUGUUCUGAUCUUGUGGUAGAGCAAAACACUGCCAUGUCCGAAGGAUUUGGCAUAAGGGGAGCCAAUGUUGUCUUUUGAGUAGCAGUGUAUUUAUUUAUUUAUGUCUGCAUGUGGGGUUUUUAUGAGUAAACCCUAGAAUGUUUGUUUUAUAAUGCAAGCCAUUCUUUUUUCUUCUGUGGAGGGUGAAACAGAGGAUAGAAGACAUCAUGUUUAUAUGUGGCUAAAACCAAUGUUCUUAUCUAGUCCCUUGCAGUCUUCAGUACCUUUAGAAAAUUAGUCUCUCACCCCUCCCCCAAACUGUAUACAUGUAUUCAUGUCCAUUCAUGAAGUAUCCAUCAAAACCCUGAAAUUCCAGCCCAAUCAACAUUAUUCUCUUAGUUGAUUUACUGCUUAUAUUAAAACUGACAAAACUAAGUUGUGUCAGCAGUUUGCUGGCCUGCCUGCCUCAUCUCCUGAAAGCACAUGCAGCUAACUCCUUUCUUCAUCCCUCCUGAUGAGUGUUACCUGUGCCAGGCCUUGGUAUAUUACAGCACCAGACCAUCACUGACAGAAACGUUUACUUACGAAUGUUCUUAAACCAGUGUGUACUUCAAAUGUUUCCUUUUGUUUCUCUGUGUUGUGUUUUUUCCUGUGUACGUGGUUUUGCUUAGGCAGGUAUAUAACUAGCAAAGACUUUUUUUUUUUUAAAGUAUUGCACCUUUUUUCGUUUUUACUUUUUCUGUACUGUUGCUUUUUAAUUUCUGUAUUUAACGAAAGAUUUGUUUGGGAUUUUUUGAGCAUCAGUGUAGUAGUACUCUGGGCAGGAUGGGGUGACCUGUAAUCCACAGUAAUAGCCAGUGUGUGCAAGCGUGCGCCCUGGGAACAAAAGUUACAACACUGCUUGUUGUGAAAAGAGCUGUAGCAGACCUGAAGGGACAUCCCUUUACACAAAGCAGGAGAUAUUUUGUGGGGGCAGGGAGAAGAGGGAAGAGAGAUGCCGGUACUCUUCUCAGAAGUGCCACCACUAGUGUGGUGGUGUCAAGCUCUGUGUUAUACUGUUUAGCAUAAAGUGCUAACAUUCUGUACCAGCAAAUACCUACCCAUUCCAUCCUUGAAUGGGAAUGUACCUCUCUUGUCCUUAUUAACUGUAGGAGGUGGGGAGGGGAGGGGAUAGCUUUUCUUUAGCAUCUUCACUGAAGGAUACAGUAGUGUCUAAUGUAUUUAUCUCUUUAAGCAUUGGGGGGAAUGGAAAAAGCAAACUCAAAUUGUGUGUGUGUGUGUGUGUGUGUGUGUGUGUGUGUGUGUGUGUGAGGGGGGGGGAAUUCUGUGACUUUUUAAAAUGGCCAUAUCUGUGUAAACCCAGUGCAACAUUGACGGCUGACUGAGGGGAAUGCUACAUCUACAUAUGCCUAUAGAUUCAUAUGCAAAGUGUUAUGUGACACAGUGUGUGUGUGUGUGUGUGUGUGUGUGUGUGUAAACUGGAGUCUGCAACAUACUAUCUGGUCCUUUUUUGCAUAUUAUUUUUUGUUUGUUUUUGGUUUGUUUUUGGUUUUUUUAACUGUGCUGUCUCCUCCAUCCCACCAUACACAUUGAAGUAAAAUGUUUUUCUUCCAACUCCUACCAGUUAGGUUUGUUCCCUCCCUCCCCCCAGGCAGAGCUAUAUUGUCUUUGGUAGCCUCAAUAUGAAGAGCAGCCAUGCACAGAGAUGCAGGAGAGAGAAAAAUCCUGUGCCAGCAGUACUUUCCAAUGAAGCAUCUAUGAUGGCCUGAAUAAGCCAGUAUCCAUUCUGUCACACGACUUGCCCAUGCUGGUUCACUGCUGUGUUCCCAUCCCCUCACUUCUCUCUCCCAACCUGCCCUAAGGUCCCUUUACCUGCACUUUGGGUUAGUUGAGUUCAUUGCGAUACUACGGUGAAAGCCGGGUGCUAGAGCCCCUCUUGUUUACAAGACAUAAUGAGGGAUUUGAAAUAUUUAAAAAUGAAAAGCUAAAAUGUUCUUCCAUAGUAAGCUUAAAGAGAAAAAAAGUUAAAACUUACACACACAAAAGACCAAAAAAUGCACGCAUGCAUGCAUGCAUAUAUAUUAGAUGAAGACUAACUCUGGGAGCAUUUAACAGUGUUUUUUGUUUUUACAUUUAUUUUCCUGCUUUAAAUUUGCAAGCUUUCUCAGGAAUUCUAGGGUAGGAAGCCAGUUUUUGCAGAUGGUUUAUUUAACCUUAUCUUAUCCUAGAUAGAUGGCUGUUUCUUUCCUGUUAAACUUUUACAAGUUCCUGAAUCUUCAAAAACUUUGAAAGUUUUUACUUUAAAAAAAAUUAAAAAGCAGAAACAUCUCCAAAUGUUACUGUCAUAACUGGGGAUCGAGCAUUUUAAAGACUGUAAAAAAAUAAUUACUACAACAAAUUCAAUAACAGCAACAGAAAUUCAGUGUAUUCUUAAAAAAUAAGUUGUGGCAGAAGAAGGGUUAUUCUUUGUAGAGCAUUGUUAGUCUCAUGUGGGUACAGUUGCAUGGGCAGGGGACAGAAAUGUAUGAAUGGAAAUAUAAUCACUUAGUUCUUUUGCAAUGAAAAUUAGACUGAAAUAUCCCUCCAAGCACCUUUUUUAAAAAAAAGAAAACUGUAAACCUAACCCAUACCUAUGGAAUAUCCUAGCAAUGGAGCAGUUGUAUCUUGUUUCCUUUUUAAUACAGAAAAUGAUCAAGAGGGGAGAGAAUUUGAAAGUCUCCUGUGAAAUGUACAUUAGAGAACAAAAGUGAUUAUUUUUAAGUUUCCAACUACCCCUUAGUCAAUGAUAAUCCCUGUUAUGAAGAUUUGCUGCUUGCUUUUCUUUGUCUCUCACCCAGAAAUGUACUUUAGUUUUAGGGUUUUUUUAGGGGAAUAUUUAAGCUCUCCUGCUGACUCCACAGGUGCCAGCUGUCAGGACUCCCAGCCCUGAGAACAACUUUGCUGAUCUCAGUGUUGGGAUGGAUAACUCCUGUCUCCCAUCAGUAAGGGAGAGGGGCCUAAUCUGCCUGAAGUUUUUAGGCUGAAACCACAAGCCACUUUAGUGCCUUUGUACAUAUACCCACACAUUCUGCAAAAGGAGGCAUAUGUAGUUCAGUCACUCCAUGAAACGAAUGCACGUGCUCUUAAAACGAAAUGAGCCUGCUGCAAAGGCAUGCCAUGCAGUGAGUUACAUAACAGAAAAGGUAAGAAUGCUUUUUAUGAUUUGAAAAAUCAAAUGCCAAAUUUCUCUAUCACUUCAGUUGUGCUCUGUUUGUGUGUUGCAUUCUUCCUGCAAGUGUGUGCAUGUAAGUGUGUUAAAAACAAUACACCAAGUUAAUUUGGAAAAUUGUAGUGUGAUUGGCCAGUAGAGAGGGAUUCUUUUGUUUGUUUGCUCUUUUUUUUAAAUUGAGGGGAAGAUAUUUAUCUGAAUGCUUUGCCAGAGGCUGUGCUUCACCGAUUGGCAGUGUCCUAAGGACAGAAAAUGAUAGGACUUAGUGAAAAAGAACCAAGGCCUUUGCUACAGUUCCUUGGCAACAGCCAUGGCUGAUGAGUACUAAGAGGUUAGAGCACUGAAUCUUUGGCUGUGUCAUUUCAUAAGAGCAUCCUUCCCCUCUCCAAAAACACCCCAAUCCCUGAACUCUGUGUAGGCUUUAUCUUAGGCACUUGUAUCUUGAGUCAUCAAUUUAUAAGUUGCUUGAGGUACUUUAAUGCCUCCCAUUUCCCAGUCUAUUUAGUUGUCAAUUUUGUUCCUGUCCAGAUUUAUAGUUGAAACCAUGCAAAUACUUGUCUAAUCACUGUGUCACUAGCUUGGUUCUAUAAUGGUUUUCCUGACCAUUCUGAACAAUAAUUUUGGAGGGCCAUGCUAGCCAGACAGCACUCUCCUACAGGCCAAAUAUGGCUUGCCUGUCUCAAGCAAGCAGUUCUAUUUAAUGUUAGUGCAUGAAAGAGACGAGCAGGAUUUCAGGAUUUGGUACUGAGUAGGUCUGGCUUUUAGAGCACUGUUCUCGAGAAGGCAUUUUUGACUAUCCUGGUCAGGAAAAAUGUGCCAGUUGCUGCUAACAUUGUUUCACAUAAACACCAUGAAAAGAAAACUAGGAAAAGUUUGUGAAAAGAGGUGGAAAGGGCACAUCUUGGAAGAGAUUAUAAACCUCUGCUGCCAGUUGGGGUCAAAUGUCAAGUCCUUCCUGUUAGUCUCAAAAAACACAUCUUCAGUUUCCCAAGAUGUUCAUGAAGAAACAAAGAAUGCACCUUGUAGCAGUUCUGUUCUUGAUUCUUGCUCCUCAUGGCCAUAUAAUCUAAACACAUACAUGUCUCAAUUAUUAUUCCUUUCUUCCUGAUUUCCUGUCUCCUUUGUUUUAAUCCUCCACUAUUUUAGUUCUUCUAAUUACAUUUUAGCGUUUUUUUCCUUUUACGUUCUAUUUUCUAUAAAUUCUGCUUCAGUACCAGCUGCUUCCCCCUCUCCCCCUAAAUGUUGCCUGAAUUGUCUGUAGGCUUAUUCUCUGAAUUAGAUGGGUUUGAGCCCUUCUUCCUUUCUCCCUCCUGCCAUAGUAACUUUAUUAAAGUGAUAGUGAAGAUUUCUAGUAUGCAAAAUGAGAAACGAAAGCAAAGUAAGAUGUUUUAAAAUCUAACACCACUUCUAGUGGAAAGAAGAUUUAAUUUCUUGAACUGGAUGCCGUUUGGGAAGACUUUGUCUUUUCCGAUAUGCCUGUGCUUUUCUGGACACUUUUUUCCAUUGAUGCUGAGGACCUCUACAAUCAAAUGGUGUGAACUUUUUCUUUGACUUUGGCUUUCUGAUGUUCAGGUUAAACAGAAGAAUUUAUGUACUGAACAGAGACCUUAAGCCAAACACAUUUUACUCUGAAGUAUAAACAGGUUGUUUUCAGUAGACUCCAAUAUUAGAGAACAACUAAGCCUUUGUAUUAAGUUGAUCUCUUUUUUUAAAAAAAAUUCAUCUUGAAGCUUUUAAAAAUUAGUACAUUAGAAAUCUUGGUCUUCUACUUAAUAUUGUUUUUCAUUGCAGGGAUUUGAACUGGCAAAGGUGACUGGUGUAACACUUUGUUUAAAAAAAAAAAAAAACUUUCUCCUUAGUGUACGCUCUCCUUCCUCAUCAAAUGCUGCCACAUCUCCUCUGUUCAUGCCUUGAUGUAGAAUAAUCUUAUUCUCCUUCAUCCCUCAGCUGCCUUUCCCUCUUCCUGAGUCUGAUUUUGCUCUUGCAUGUGGAUCUCCCAUUGACUUUAAUGGGGGCCCAGUAUGUGUAUCCAAAUUUGGCCCUCUGGGUCAGAUCCAGGAAACCCUUAUAGGAGUAAUCCUUACUCUCACAAGUUAGUGCCACUGACUUGAAUGAGUAAGUGCUACUCACAGGAUUAAGGGCUAUUUGUGUAAGUAAGAGGUUACAGAAUCAGGAUUUAAGAUUGUAGCUGUGGAGCUCUAGUGCGAUCAAUACAACCAGGAACACCUGCAUGUCCAUGCAUGUAUUAAAUUCACUAUAAACCGUGUGACUUCAGAAUCCAGGACUUCUCCAGUGUUCUGAGAUGCUCUUAUAGUGCUUGGCAGGUAGUCACUCAGGAUAUGAAGUCCUGACUGACUGGGGUAGAAGUUGGAUUUUUUUUUUUAAUCUGCCCUGGAAAAAAUUCCAUUAUAGCAGGGAUGGAUGUCUCCUUAACUGUAAACAUGCAAAAUAAUAAUGCAGAAAAUACUCCCAAAAAUACAAAGUAGAAGAUAUAUAUAUGAAACUAAAACAUACUGUCAGGAGAGUGUGAUUUUAUUAAGACUGAGUUUUCUCUUAUAUCUGAAGCAACAUAUGCAGAACCUGCACCCUUUUCUACCCUAAUUUUUCAAAAAAGAAAAAAAAAUUCAACACGUAAUGUUAGUAACAUUGGAAGCCCAACAUAGAGGGGCCACCUGUUGCCUCUGGCGUUUUAAGCAUCAUGUUGAUUAUACCUACUCUGAACAGACUUUAGAUGAUAUGAUGCUUACAAUACCAGAAGUCCACCAACACUAAGGUUUCUUGUGUGGCUGAACAAGUGGUGUUGAUGAUGGGAAACUUGUGCAAAAUUUUCUGCAAAAUUAGUUUAAAUCCUUGUAGCUAAAUAGAGUUUGUGGCUAGGACUAAACAGUAUUAGAACUGUACCCUAGCUAGGGACUAACCUUUUAAGCACUGUUCUAAUAAAUUUUGUCUCCUCUACAGACAUUUUGCAAAAAUAUCCCACCAUUGUAAACACCAGCACAAAUGAACUUGUAUUACCACCAGUAGAGACAUUUUGGCAAAAUUUCCCUGAAGUAGAUAAGGCCAUACAGUUUAGUCCUUUUUACACCGACUAGCCAGGCUAUAUUAGAACCCUGUUUGUCCACAAUAAAGUCCACAAUGCUGCUAUUAAAACUGAGUCAGUGGACCUCGUUACAACAGUUUGGUUUGUGGUAUAGAUUGGACUUCAGCCAUGCUCUGUGGUUUGCUAAAACCUUGGAUGUGCUUUAGCCUCAUUAUGGAAAAUGGUUGAUCCCAUCUGUGACACAGAAAAUGUUCUAAUGGUCUCUAGACUUGUAGGGUUCUAAGCCUGUUUUUUAAACUGUAUUGUCAGGCCAAUGUAGAUGUAACCUAAUCAGUGGCAUGCAACAAAGCAACAUUCACACGCUGCCAGAGUUUGUGCAUGUGUUGCUUUUUAUAAAAGUAUGCAGGAAAGUUUCUCUGAAAACCUCCCAGAACCUUGGGUUGUGAAAAGAGCAUCUUGCAAACUAAGUGUCCAGAGCAAAGAGCCAUUUCCCACUGUGCAUGUGGCAAUCAGUAAUGGGGACAUCCAGCAGUGUUAAAACCAGGUGGAAUUUUUUUUUCUUAGCCAUAGAGUUGGAAUAAUUUUGACUUGACCCUGACAACCAUUCCUAUAAACACAAAACAGUACACUCCAGAUAAAAAUGGUAGAAAGUUUUGUUCCAGGCAGCCACUGAGUAUUCUUUGUGGCACAGUCUCUUGGCUAUUUGGUGGGCAGAGGGAGAAGAGGGGAGAUGGGAAGAGUUUGCAUGGACAAACAACAGAUAGGCAGUGUUUAGCAAGAAGUGUUUCUUUUUAAGCACUAAAUGCCUCAUCUUAGGUAUUAAAGUACAAAUCAAUGCAUUCAAAUAACAAAUUGUCAAUUUUUUAACUGUUUUUAACCAUGACAAAUAAAUGGAAGUUUCUCUCACGUUUUAGAUGAAACAAACGUAGAUGAACAUGGUUCCUUCUUAAUACUAAUAUUGAGCAGCAAGAGCAGAUUGCACAGCUUGCUGGAAAUAGAUAUUGUAGUGACAUGGUUGUGAUAUUAAGUGCUUUUCUUCCCCUUCCCUACCCCUUCCAGAAUCGUCUCACCCUCCUUAUAUAAGGUGCUGAAUGUUUUGUAUUUUUAGUGGGGGGUGCAGGAGGAGCAGAAGAGUGAAAAGGGAGCCAAGAUAGAACAGUCUUAUUUUAGGGGGUAGCCUUACAACAGAGCUUUAUAUUGGGGGUGUGCUGUAUUCCAAAACACGUAAGCCAAAAAUGGAAAAAAGCGUUCAUUUAUGCAACGACAAAAAAUGGGGUGUUGGAAAACUUCUUUAAGAAAUAUGUACCUUCUGAAGGUAGAGAGCGGAGUCUCACCAAGUGAUACGUUAUGUGAUGCUUCUUGCUGGGUCAGUAGGGAUGGAUUGGGGUAUAAGCGCUUAACAUUUUCCCCUCUUUGUUGUUUUUACAAGCAGUAACUUAAAUGUGGUAUUUAUGAAUGUGCCUUUGUGAGUACAGUGACUGUCUAAGGAGACUACUUGGGCUGGAGUAGGGAGACAAUGGUCAAUUCACUCUUUCAAGAGAUCAAAUACAAAGAUGCCAGCCCCACUGGUCCGUUUCAACAAGUAGCAUUUUUGGGCUAGUCUCUACGCUGCACAGUAAUCUAAGUGGUGUAGAGGUUUGGGUUGUGGGAAGGGACAUGACAUGAUGCACAGAAGCUGAUGAUAGUUUUAGGCUAGUCCGCAGUUGAAGGUUGAAUUUAUAUCUGUAUUAUGUAGCUUCUCUUUUGUUUGUGUGGCUUGCUUUAAUUUUUUGUAAGCACUGGAGAAUUGAAACACAGUGAUGUUUGAGACACAUUUAUGCAUGUAGAGAAGGUGUUUUGUAGUUUCUGCCAUUUGUGGGUAUAGGCACACUUUUACCCUUUCUUUCCAUGUCCUAAUGAGAGAAACAGGAAAAAUUUAUAUUUUUUUCAACCCUUCAACUUCCAGCACAUUGAACGUUGCCAUUUAAAUUAACAGGGUAUUACAAGAAUAAAACAAUGUUUUUGAAAUGGUGAGGUAGAAGUGUUUAAAAAAGAAAGUCUGAAGUAAUUUUUUGUUUCUUCUAAGCUGUUUGUAGCUAAACAUGGGAAUCUACAGUGUCUCCUUCCAUUUGUUUUUCCCUAUUAUUCCACCUCUUCACCCCAAAUCUGAGGUGUGCAAGAGCUGUUGCAUUAGCUCCUUUCAGUCCUCACCCCAAAAAGAAACUCCUUGUGGGACCCUUCAGCUCCAUUCAGGAAGACAAAGGGAGGAGAGACGCUGCAGCUUUCUUUGCUUCGCUCUCAUUCCUCUCUAAUGGCCUUGAAAUGUAUUAUUAUGCAAAUGUGAAUUUUGAUACUGAACUUAAGAGGUUUUUUUUUCUUUUUCCAAAAAAAAAAAAAAAAGUCCCAUAUGUGGUUAGCAUUGCUUCUUUAUUUUGUAAGUGAAUUGUAAACUAUGCAUUCUGCUGGGAGGAUGUAGAGGAAGAAGAGGUAGCUUUGCUAAACUGUUCAGCAGUUUCUGUGUCCAUGGUGCAUCCAUGUUGGUGUGGAGGGAAGGAGACAGAGUGAUGACUUUGAAAAAGACUCUUGGGAACUUCUCUUUUCAGAAGUUGGCCGUUUUGAUAACUAGACAGUUUUGGAGAAUUCAGUUAAGAUUUAUUCCGAAAUCCAACUCAAAUUCUGCAGGAUUGUGAAUUCUAGCCAUGCAGUGUUAACCAAGGGCCAACAGUGUGACAUGAGACCCCAUCGUUCCCUGGAAAAUGAUUUGACCACCUUCUGUGUUAAGGCCCCUUUCAAGCUCAGGAAACAGAGUGUCUCAAGCACUGUCUUUUGGGAUUUUCCUACUCACUUUCCAUUAAAACAGCCACUCUCUUAGGAGAAUUGGAACACAACCACUCCUUACUCAUAAACUGUCUACAUGAACCUUUUCCUAAAAUUGCCACUGCUCCUAUCUCUGGUGCAGCUCUAGUGGGUUGGAGCACUAUUACAGAUCGGGUGCUGGUGUUGUAGCUAACUUAUCUUCUAGCCCUGAUCAGAGCAGGUGUAGGAGAACUUGGCAGUUAAAACACUAGUAACCACCAAUACCUUGUCUAUACUAGUGCUACCACUGGUGAUGUAGCGAGGUGGUAGUGAUGGAAAAUUUUAGGGAACAAAAACUAAUGUAAAUAAAGCUAUCUAAAUUAAAGAAAUUAGCCUUGUGUACUGGGAAGUGGCUGCUGUCCCAAUGGGCAAAAGAGGCUUCACAUUCUCACCCCCAAAAUGCAGUUGAUUUUGUCACUUACAUGUGUACCUGGAGCUCAGUGGGCUUCUUGGAGUGGUCUCCUCAUAUAAAAAUGUAAAUCUCACUGCCCUCUUCAUUGUCUUAAUAGGAGCCUUGUGUUGACUUGACUUUCCCUUGCCCAUGGUGAACCAUGGUACCUGCAUUAAUUACCCUUGGCAUUAUUUUAGAUAACAGUAUCAUAACUGAGAGAUUAUCUUGCCUGUAUUCAGUGUUUUUCAUGCAGCAAUUUUAUUUUUUGUUGACGUUCACAGUACUGUAAUGAGUAAUAGACUUGAUGAUGACACUCUCCUCACAUCUGUGCCUGCCUUACAGAUGUGAUCUUAUCAGGGUUCCACUCUGUUGGAUUGCCUUUUAAAAAUAAAAAAAAUCCUGAAGUUUCAAUUCUUCAUCACAAAAUACCUCAUGGUACAUUUCCCUUUUUAAUGUAACCUUUUUAAGCCCUGUGUUCUCUUCCAACCUUGGUGAGCUUAUCUGCUUCUUAGAUCUCCUCCUGGGAGAGAGGCUUAGAUUAGUGGUUUGAGCACAGGACUGAGAGCCUGGAACUCUUGAAUUCUAAGCCUGGCCCUUAUUCUUCCUCUUUAGCCUUGGGCAAGUCACUUAACUUCUCUGCCUCAGUUUUUUCAUCUGUACAAUGGGGAUAUUAAUACUAACCUACCUCACAGGGGUUUUGUGAGGAUUAGCUAGUUCUUGUCUGUAAAGUGCUUUGAAGAUGAAAAGCACUAUAUAAGUAUUAUGAGUUUUAACAGCAAGAUAACUCAUUCUUAACAUUGUUUGCUUGGGGUGGGAUCGGGGGAACCUAUAACACUUCUAUAUUCAAGCCAUCAAAAAAAUUUAGAUCCUAAAUGACUUCACUAAGCAGAAGUCAAUGAAGAGCUUAAACCAUCCAUAUUGCUUACUUUCUCCUUCCCCUCUCUAUCAGGCUCCUCCCCUGCCUUUCAUAUGCAGUAAUUUUUGCUAUAGGUCACAAGCCCAUUCUUUUAAGCAGACAUUGAACCUGGUUGGAUUGAUGUACUUCCAACUUUCCUCAUCUUCCACCAGAUCUUUAAAUUGGAUGCAGUGUGUCAUCUUUUCCCUGCCUUUAAACAGACAUUUGGUGGUGAAGUGUCAUUCCUCCAUGGACGCAUCUCUUCCUGCCUUCAGGAAGGGAGGAGAAUCUUGUAGAUCUCAUGGGGAUUGUAAAAUGAAGAGCCUUGUCACUUUAUGCUGCUCUAGGAAUAGAGGACAGUGUAGCUCCCCAUAAUUUAUGAAAGUGUUAUACUGCCACUUCAAAUAAGGUGUCACCUUGUCCCUAAUACAAGCCAUCAUAUACCAAUAGUACAUUGAAACAGAGAGAAUGACAUUCAAUAGUAAUGCUGCUUAUGUAUAUGCCUUACAGCUCACCCAGAAUCUCUGAGAGGGUGGGUGUGGGAAGAGGUCUUCGUUGGGUAAAUCCCACAGCUGUCAGGGAACCUCUGAUACUUUCUCCCCUCUCCAGUCAUGUUGUGGUCAGUUUCCUCUGUCGUAGAUGAGUGUCUCAGGGAUGUGCAUAUGAGCCCAUGCCUUUGGAAUUUGGUCUUGGAAAUCUUGAGAUUUGGUUUCAAUUCUGUAUUUGAAGCCUUCCUUUCUGACACUUCACUGGCCCUUUCCGUCCGUUGGAUUGCUCUCUGUGGCCUUAGGAUCAUCUCUUCACUGCUGCCCAAUGUCACACUCUCCACCUCUGCCAGCACACAAGUGAAAUCUGUCCAGUGAUUCCACAAAGAACAAAACUGAAAUGAUGCCCGGGUGCCCCUAAAUUUGCGUGCAAUUGCACACAAUUUCUGAGGUGCAGACUAUCUAACAGAUGUGUUGUUCUUUCCUUCCUAUAUAGAAAACAGAACAAACAUUGCAUAGCUCUGCUGAUGGUAACUCUACACUGUUUACUUUUUAACUAAAUGUUAUGUCUUUUCCCAAAAGAACCAAAUAAAUACCAAAAACAACCUUUUUGGGGGAGAAGGGUUGAGGGGGUGAGGAAAGCAAAUGGUGGGGAAGGGUUCCAAACUGUUUUAGAUUCCACCGUUUGGAUGGAAACAUGAAAUGCUGCUUUGAAAUCCACAGACCUAAGGAGCUAUGUUUACAAAGACAAAUGCUUUCUACCUGAUCAGGAAACUGGCUAAUGGUGGGCAUCCCAGGCUUACUGAAGUUUUCCUCGUUGCUAACAAUCAAGUCAGGUAAUGGGGGAGGGGGUGUGUCUUGAGGAGGAAUGGAGGAAGAGGUUAACUUAAUCUAGCCGUGUUUCUAAAAUAGUUUCCCCUUCCUCUCUCCUUCCUUUAAAUAAAUAAGUAAGUGCAGAGUGGAUAAUCACUGAUGUCCAAAACUGCUGGAUUAGAAAAGGCAGCUUUCCUACUUUGCACAUAAAUAAGAUAACAGGAAGGUACAGCUAAAGCCCUCUUGCUGAAACACUGUCCCCCAUGAGCAGACGUAAUAAUAAAAAUAGUGGAUGCGCGUAUUGAUGCUCUUUGCAAGUUACCUAUGAGUGUUGUUUUUCUUAUACUUGAAAUAGCUUUCUUUAUUAAAAACUAUUUUAAUUCUGGUUUCUUCCCCCAACCCUCCCCCCCCCAGGAUGGGCAGCAAAGAAAGCUGACAAGGGAGAAUAGAGAGGAGGUGACACAAUUCUUUUCAUGCCCAGGUUUCAUCUUAAUUCCCAUCCAUACACCCUGGUGUUUGAAUAUCCUAGUGGUUUUCCAUGGACACAGAAACUCAGCACUUUGAGGUGCUUUCUUAUGGCAGGCUGCCCCCGUUUGCCUCCUCUUCUGUAUUUUUUAUUUUACUUUUAGUAUAGUGGUACUUAAAAUCACUGGUUCACUUAAAAAACAAUAAAAUGUUUAAACUCUACUAAUGUACAAAUAAGCUGAAAUGUUGCAUUUUAUGUGUAUUUUUUGCCAUAGCAGGUACUGUAUUUCUCAUGCUGGAUUUCAAAAAAACAAACAAAAGGGUGAUGUUUUAUUGGAGUGUGACAAAUUAAGAGUAAUAAGGAAUUAAGUCGUCGUCAUUUCAUUGAAACUGAGAGAUGGUGUAAAACAUAUAUAAGUUUUCUGAAGGUUUUUUUGGGCUUUUAAACAGCUUUUUUGUUUUUAUUUUAUUUUUAUGUUUUUUAAAGAUAUGAUUGUAUUAUGUGCAACUCAGUUGCUUACAUUAUAACUACAAAAUAUUUUUGGGUUCCUGGAAAAAGAGACUAAUAAAUGUGUUUGGCUGCUAAGCAUUUAA